CGGGCAGCCGAGCAGCAGCGGCCGGCGGCCGGCGGCAGCGCCGCCUCCCCCGCGGCCAUGGGCAGCCCCUAGCCGCGCCGCGCCGCCCGAUCAAGAAUGACUGUCAAAGCUGUAAAAAUGUCGUGCGCCGCUCCAAAUAUUUAUACUAAAGUGCCUGAUGGAGGAUGGGGCUGGACAGUCGCUUUUGCUUUUUUCUUUGUGGAAGCUCUUACGUAUGGUAUUAUAAAAUCAUUUGGAGUCUUCUUUAAUGAUUUGAUGGAAAGCUUUGAUGAAACCAACAGCAGGAUAUCCUGGAUAAUAUCAAUAUGCGUGUUCGUGCAGACCUUCACAGCUCCUCUGUCGACGGUGCUCAGCAACCGCUUUGGUCACCGCUUGGUGGUGAUGGUCGGAGGGGUGCUGAUCAGCGCCGGCAUGGUCGCGGGCUCCUUCGCCCGCACCGUGGUGGACAUGUACGUCGCCAUCGGUGUCGUUUCUGGCCUCGGAUACUGCCUCUCUUUCCUCCCGACUGUCACCAUUUUAUCACAGUAUUUUGACAAAAGACGUUCGCUGGUCACAGCGGUGGCAUCUACAGGAGAAUGCUUUGCAGUCUUCUCUUUUGCGCCAGCAAUUACUGCUCUGAAGGAGCAGAUCGGCUGGCGAUACAGCCUCCUUUCCGUCGGGGUGCUGCAGCUGAGCAUCGUCAUCUGCGGAUCGCUGCUGCGACCCAUCUUAAUCAAAGAGCAAGAAGAAGCAAAAGUCCAGCCCGCGGAAGAGCCCACAGAGACCAAGUACAUGCUUGAAAACGAGCAGACGCGCACCUCAAUAGAGUCCAUUGACUCAGGAGUAGAAAUAACUACCUCACCCAGCAAUGUGCCUGGAAAAACCAAAGUAGAGCCGAAAAGUGAAGAACCAAAGGAAAACGUACAGAUCCUUGUUGAAAAUAACAGCACCCCUACAGCACCAAAAACCAAACUACUGGACUUCUCUGUGAUGAAAGACUCGAGCUUUAUCUGUUACGCGUUCUUUGGUCUGUUUGCCACCCUGGGAUUCUUUGCUCCCUCACUGUACAUCAUUCCCCUAAGUCUCAGCCUCGGCAUCAGCAAAGACCACUCCGCGUACAUCCUGUCCGCAAUGGCGAUCGCGGAGGUCUUCGGAAGAAUUUCAGCUGGCUGGGUCCUCAACAAAAAGCCUAUCCGCAAGAUCUACAUUGAACUCAUCUGUGUUAUUCUGCUGUCUGUAGCACUGUUUGCCUUCCCCUUUGCCUCCGAAUUCUGGGGGUUGAUGACAUGUAGCAUAUUUUUUGGGUUCAUGCUUGGGACGGUGGCGGGAACGCACAUCCCGCUGCUGGCAGAAGAUGAUGUGGUUGGCAUUGCCAAGAUGUCUUCUGCAGCUGGAGUCUAUGUCUUCAUUCAAAGCUUAGCUGGGUUGGCGGGACCACCCCUGGCAGGUGUCUUAGUGGAUACAACACAGAACUACAGCUCGGCCUUCUACUCCUGCGCUGCUGGCAUGGUCCUGGGCGCCGUGUUUCUGUCCCUAGUGCGGCCGUGCAAGGUUGGACUGUGUCAAAGUCGGAAGCAGUGCGUAGAAGAAAACGUGGCAGAAGUCCCACAGGACUUGCCAGAGGACUUUAUUGAAAUGGAUAUUGGAAAAGCAGAUAAUUCAGGAAAAGGCUCUGAAAGCGUGGCAUAAAAAACUGUUUCUUCUCCAUCUAAUACCCCUAGUGCAAGACUGGGGAACAUAUCAGCUCUGCUCCACAUUUUAAAACUACAUUCUAAAGGGAAUGCAAAAUUUUAAAUGUGAACAGUUGCUAUCAACAACUUUUUUAUUAUUAGGCAACUUUUUUUUUCUUUAAACCAACAGUUAAAAGUUCCAUAGAAAAUAUGGAUAGCCACACAAGAAUAACAUCUGUCUAGCAUGAAGAUGGGAUUCACACUCCUGCUUUCCUCGUAAGUGACAAGCAUAGGUAAAGCCUUGCCUGAUCCCAAGUGGAAAAACGGAACGGGAACAUCCGAAGCAGCCCGGCGAACUGAGCUCAGUCUGACUGUCUUCGUGCACCUCAUACUGCAACUCCUGCACAGUCAAACAGAUUAUACUAACUAAAGAUGAGUAUUUCACAAGGCAGCAGUAACAAACUGAGUUCUCUUUCGGAAAACAUGGAUCCGUGAGGAAGGGGCUAGGCUGCAUAGCUGACUUUAAUUGUUAAUGUUCUUGUAAUUAACUUGAAUGUCACAAAUGCUGGGAAAUCAGAGGUUCCAUGCAUCUUUAUGGCCAGUUAUUAUUGCACAUAUUUCACUACAAGAUAAUUUUUCUUCUCCCAAUUAGUAUCCUUCAAACUGUUUUCUAUUGAGAGGCAGAUCUGAUGUACUGUUUCUAAUUUAAGUAGUAUUUAUUAACUUAUUCUCAGAUUGUUAAAGGCUGUUAGCUUAAGUAACUGGAGAGGAAAAAUAAUCUUUCUGAACAACAAAACUAUCUUUCCACCAAUCCUUUCAAUGCCUAUCUUGUAUUGCUAGCUUGUGAAAUUGUUGGGAAACUUUUAUUUUUACAGCAUAGAGUGUAGCUGUUUUUAAUAUGUAGGUCUUAAAUAACCCAAUUACUCUUUAAAAAAGAAGAAAGAGAUUUUCUUUAAAAAAAAAAAAACCCAAACUACAGAUAAAGCAUCUCUCUCCAUAAGGCCUCAGCCGGUAUAUUUGGACCCAGCUGAAGUGCUGUAACCAGAACACUAUGCAGCCCAGACUUGGCCCCGUAUGUCUUAAUAUCUAACCGUAGCCCAGACUCUCGCUUACAGGGGCGCAAGUAAAUCUUGGCUGCGUUGCUGAACGAACGUGCAAAACCCCGCUGCCCGCCAGCUGGGCCGCGGGGGUCUGCCUGGAGCAUCCUCGCGCCGCCCCUCGCAGCCCCCGUCCCUUCUCCGCCUCCCCAAAUCCCGGCAAAAGCAGCGAGAGGCUUUUGGCUGCUGAGUCCAGGGAGAAACGAACUGGACCCUGCGUGCAUUUUCACCUGAUAGCGUGUAAAGCAAAUUACAAAAGACAACGUACUGGCUGUCCAUUUAGUCUUAAUUGGAGCGAUGCCUCCUCCCAGUGACACAAGCUUGCUUACCCCACCUAUAUGCAUCUUCAUGCCUCUAGGCAACUCAGGGGGACAAAUAAAAAGUCUGUUUAGGUUCAAAGAACACAUGCUUUGGAAAAAAAAAAUGUAUUUAAGUGGAAGUGGCAUCAUGCAUUAACUGCUACACUGACAUGUCUGUGUAUUUUACCAGCCAUAGAAAUGUAGGACAAUCUGUUAAAAAAAAACCACAAAAACAAAACCCCCCUCCUCUUUGGGAAGGUGCUUGAUUUGUUUUUCUAGUUGUCUUAGAUGUCCAAAAAGUAACAGGCACUCUUGCAACAAAGUGGCUCGAGCAAUUCAUCGUCACUGCCUGCGACCCGUUGUGACCACGCUGCAGUUCGGUGUCCUUUAUGCGCCUCAGCACUUUAGCUCGCGCAGCAGAACCUCGCCACGUCGCGCCGGCGGCUGGAAGAGCCCUUGCCGCGCACCAGAGCUUUGUGAGUCGGCGAGCAGAUGAACAAAUACCAUGUUGCGUUAAAGUGUACUUUUAUUUAUUGUUAAUUUAUGAUACUUCAAGCGUUUUUGGUAAAUGUUCUGUAGAAUAUAAUUGUAAAAUUAUUGAAGUCUUUGCAAUACGAGACCUCACUACAGCACUUUGCUAUUACAGCUCUGCUUAGAAGUGGAAGGAGGCCUGCAGGUUCAGUGCGUGUGCGUGAAAGCUCCCUGCUCUGCACAUUUACCAGGCUCUACUGGAGCUUUUUUUUUUUUUUUUUUAAAUAACGCUUUCCAAUACAGAUCGAGUAACGUGUUUGUCACGUCCCUGUUUCUGGCGGUGCGGCUGCCGCAGCGGCGCGAGCAGGCGAGCGCGUGUGCGGGCUCAGAGACCCGCAGGCAGGCUUCGACGCGUUCAAAGCGGGAUUCACCGGUCUGUUUGUAAUGUACCCAGCGGACUCUGGAAACAUGAUGAAAACACUGAGUUUUGCAAUAAAC
This is a messenger RNA of Rhea pennata, 4014 nucleotides long. It is a transcript of the gene SLC16A6, whose product is annotated as solute carrier family 16 member 6. Gene Ontology annotation, biological process: monocarboxylic acid transport; transmembrane transport. The transcript has 6 exons. Gene Ontology annotation, molecular function: monocarboxylic acid transmembrane transporter activity. The record is from RefSeq and is a predicted model, not a curated record. The coding region runs from base 97 to 1668 and encodes 523 amino acids. Lineage: Eukaryota; Metazoa; Chordata; Aves; Rheiformes; Rheidae. Gene Ontology annotation, cellular component: plasma membrane.